Molecule: messenger RNA, 498 nt
Organism: Monoraphidium neglectum
Lineage: Eukaryota; Viridiplantae; Chlorophyta; Chlorophyceae; Sphaeropleales; Selenastraceae
Exons: 3
Coding region: 1-498 (165 amino acids)
Biological process (GO): glucose metabolic process
Cellular component (GO): chloroplast
Molecular function (GO): NAD binding; glyceraldehyde-3-phosphate dehydrogenase (NAD+) (phosphorylating) activity
Source: RefSeq, a predicted model, not a curated record
AUGGCUCUCUCUCAGAAGGUGGUCGAUGUGCGCGCCGAGAAGAAGAUCCGCGUGGCCAUCAACGGCUUCGGCCGCAUCGGCCGCAACUUCCUGCGCUGCUGGGAGGGCCGCAGCGACAGCCUGCUCGACGUCGUGGCCAUCAACGACUCCGGCGGCGUGAAGCAGGCGUCCCACCUGCUCAAGUACGACUCCACCCUCGGCAAGUUCAACGCCGAGGUCAAGGUCGUGGACGACUCCACCCUGCAGGUCAACGGCAAGAACAUCAAGGUGGUGUCCAGCCGCGACCCCACCCAGCUGCCCUGGAAGGAGCUGGAGAUCGACCUCGUCAUCGAGGGCACUGGCGUGUUCCUGGACACCCCCGGCGCGGGCAAGCACAUCCAGGUGCGGGUGGCGGCUGGUGGGGCUGUGCUGGUGGGACUUUUGGGGACGGCCGCCAUCUGGGCCGGCAUGACAAAGGGCCGCCACGGGCGGAUGGGGCCGGCGCCAAGAAGGUGCUGA